AGCGGCGGCAGCGGCGGCCAGAAGAGACAUGCACCUGUGCGGCGCGGCUUAGAGGACGCGGCAGGCGGGAAGUCCCGGCCGCCACCGGGAGGGCUUUCUUCGCCGGGCCGAGGCCGCCUGCUGCAGCCGCGGGCCCGAGCCGGAGCGGCGGGGGGGGGGGCCCGACNGGCGGCCCGGAGCGCCCCGAACUGCCACCUGCGGCUCGAGUGGGUGUACGGCUACCGGGGCCACCAGUGCCGCAACAACCUCUACUACACGGCGGCCAAGGAGAUCGUGUACUUCGUGGCGGGCGUCGGCGUGGUGUACAGCCCGCGGGAGCACCGGCAGAAGUUCUACCGGGGCCACAGCGACGACAUCAUCAGCCUUGCAUUGCAUCCUGAACGAGUAUUAGUAGCAACAGGACAAGUUGGGAAAGAGCCUUAUAUAUGCGUUUGGGAUUCAUACACUGUGCAGACCAUAUCAGUUCUAAAGGAUGUUCAUACACAUGGUAUAGCCUGUUUAGCAUUCGACUUAGAUGGACAGCGCUUGGUUUCAGUUGGACUUGAUUCAAAGAAUGCAGUUUGUGUUUGGGACUGGAAGAGGGGGAAAAUGUUAUCUAUGGCCCCUGGUCACACAGAUAGAAUAUUCGAUAUCUCUUGGGAUUUGUACCAGCCAAAUAAACUUGUCAGCUGUGGUGUAAAACAUAUCAAGUUCUGGAGUUUAUGUGGAAAUGCUCUGACCCCAAAACGAGGGGUCUUUGGUAAGACUGGUGACCUUCAAACAAUUUUGUGCCUGGCCUGUGCAAGGGAUGAAUUAACAUAUUCUGGUGCACUUAAUGGGGAUAUAUAUGUUUGGAAAGGAAUCAAUCUUAUAAGGACAAUACAAGGAGCCCAUACUGCAGGAAUUUUUAGUAUGAAUGCUUGUGAAGAAGGCUUUGCUACUGGUGGCAGAGAUGGCUGUAUUCGUCUUUGGGAUUUAACUUUUAAACCGAUUACUGUGAUUGAUCUCAGGGAAACAGACCAGGGAUACAAAGGUUUGUCUGUGAGGAGUGUUUGUUGGCGAGGUGACCACAUUCUAGUUGGAACACAGGACAGUGAAAUUUUCGAAAUUGUGGUUCAUGAAAGAAAUAAACCUUUCCUAAUUAUGCAAGGGCAUUGUGAAGGUGAACUUUGGGCACUUGCCGUCCAUCCUACAAAACCUUUGGCUGUGACUGGAAGUGAUGAUCGUUCAGUCAGGAUAUGGAGCCUAGUAGAUCAUGCACUAAUAGCAAGGUGUAAUAUGGAAGAACCAAUUCGUUGUGCAGCUGUAAAUGUAGAUGGAAUCCAUCUUGCCCUUGGAAUGAAGGAUGGCUCAUUCACUGUACUUAGAGUAAGAGAUAUGACUGAAGUUGUACAUAUUAAAGAUAGGAAGGAAGCAAUUCAUGAGUUAAAAUACUCACCAGAUGGAACUUACCUUGCUGUUGGGUGUAACGACAGCUCGGUUGAUAUCUAUGGCGUUGCUCAACGUUAUAAAAAAAUGGGGGAAUGUGUUGGAUCACUUAGUUUCAUCACGCAUCUGGACUGGUCCUCAGACAGUAGAUAUUUACAGACAAAUGAUGGAAAUGGGAAAAGACUUUUUUAUAGAAUGCCAGGAGGAAAAGAAGUGACAAACAAAGAAGAAAUAAAAGGUGUUCAUUGGGCUUCAUGGACAUGUGUCUCAGGCCUUGAAGUAAAUGGAAUUUGGCCCAAGUAUUCAGAUAUCAAUGACAUAAAUUCAGUAGAUGGAAAUUAUAUUGGCCAAGUUUUAGUUACAGCUGAUGACUAUGGAAUUAUAAAAUUAUUCCGAUAUCCUUGUUUGAGAAAAGGGGCCAAGUUUAAAAAAUAUAUUGGCCAUUCGGCUCAUGUAACUAAUGUCAGAUGGUCACAUGACUAUCAGUGGGUUAUUUCUAUUGGUGGAGCAGAUCACUCUGUCUUUCAGUGGAAAUUUAUUCCUGAAAGAAAACUAAAAGAUGCUCUUCACAUAGCACCCCAAGAAAGUCUGGCUGACUCCAAUAGUGAUGAAUCAGAUUCAGAUCUGUCUGAUGUUCCAGAGCUGGAUUCUGAAAUUGAACAAGAGACCCAGCUUACCUACCGUCGGCAGGUUUACAAAGAAGAUCUACCUCAGCUUAAAGAACAGUACAAGGAGAAACAAAAAAGUGGUACUUCUAAGAGAAGAGAGCGGGCUCCAGGAAAUAGUAUUCGAUUACACUUUGUGCAUGGUUACAGAGGUUAUGACUGUCGAAGUAAUCUGUUUUAUACUCAAAUUGGUGAAAUUGUGUACCACGUAGCAGCAGUGGGUGUCAUUUACAAUCGGCAGCAGAACACGCAGCGCUUUUACCUGGGUCAUGAUGAUGAUAUUCUCUGCCUGGCUAUUCAUCCUUUGAAAGACUAUGUAGCAACAGGGCAGGUAGGUAGGGAUCCCUCAAUUCACAUAUGGGAUACAGAGACUAUUAAACCAUUGUCAGUAUUAAAGGGCUGCCACCAAUUUGGUGUCUGUGCUGUUGAUUUCUCAGCGGAUGGGAAACGUUUGGCUUCAGUUGGAAUAGAUGAUAGCCACAGUAUUGUGCUGUGGGACUGGAAGAAAGGAGAGAAACUUUCAAUAGCAAGAGGGAGUAAAGAUAAGAUUUUUGUUGUAAAGAUGAACCCCUACGUGCCUGAUAAAUUAAUUACAGCUGGAAUUAAACAUGUGAAAUUUUGGCGUAGAGCAGGAGGAGGACUGAUUGGAAGAAAAGGCUAUGUGGGCACACUGGGGAAAAAUGACACAAUGAUGUGUGCAGUGUAUGGAUGGACGGAAGAGAUGGCUUUUUCUGGAACAUCCACAGGAGAUGUGUGUAUCUGGAGAGAUGUCUUUCUUGUGAAAACGGUUAAAGCACAUGAUGGGCCAGUGUUUAGUAUGCAUGCAUUGGAAAAAGGCUUCGUAACUGGAGGAAAAGAUGGUGUAGUAGCUCUUUGGGAUGACUCCUUUGAAAGAUGUCUCAAGACCUAUGCUAUAAAAAGAGCCGCGUUGGCACCAGGAUCUAAAGAAAAUAUUAGCACAAGUAUACUUGUACAGAUGAAUCCAUGGACAGAACUUUUCAAAAACACAGACAAUUUUAUAAUUGGACACAUGGAAGGAGAGGUGUGGGGUUUGGCUACACAUCCUUAUCUGCCCAUCUGUGCUACUGUAAGUGAUGAUAAAACCUUAAGAAUAUGGGAUCUCUCUCCUAGUCAUUGUAUGUUGGCUGUCCGGAAACUGAAAAAGGGUGGGAGAUGUUGCUGUUUUUCUCCUGAUGGUAAAGCUUUAGCUGUAGGUCUGAAUGAUGGCAGAAAGCUUUUACAGGUCAACACUGGUGCUAAAGAACAGUUAUUCUUUGAAGCUCCCAGAGGGAAAAAACAAACCAUCCCCAGUGUGGAGGUAGAAAAAAUUUGUUGGGCAUCAUGGACAAGUGUGCUUGGUUUAUGCUGUGAAGGAAUUUGGCCAGUAAUUGGAGAAGUCACAGACAUAACUGCCUCUUGCCUCACCAGUGACAAAAUGGUCCUAGCUACUGGGGAUGAUUUGGGAUUUGUGAAGUUAUUUAGAUAUCCUGCUAAAGGGAAAUUUGGAAAAUUUAAGAGGUAUGUGGCCCAUAGUACACAUGUCACAAAUGUUCGCUGGACUUAUGAUGACAGCAUGUUGGUUACCUUAGGAGGUGCAGAUAUGUCUUUAAUGGUUUGGACAAAUGAAAUGGAGGGCUAUCGAGAAAAAAGGCCUUGUGAUAGUGAAGAAUCUGAUACAGAUUCGGAAGAAGAUGGGGGCUAUGACAGUGAUGUUACAAGGGAGAAUGAAAUCAGUUACACCAUUAGAGCCUUAUCAACAAAUAUUCGCCCAAUGUUUGGAGUCAAGCCUCAUUUGCAACAAAAGGAACCCUCAGUUGAUGAGAGGCAGGGGGUAGUAAGAGGUUCCAGGCCUCCCGUGAGCAGAGCCCCACCAAGGCCAGAAAAACUCCAGACAAACAAUGUUGGCAAGAAAAAGAGACCAAUAGAGGACCUUGUGUUGGAGCUUGUUUUUGGCUAUCGAGGAAGAGACUGUAGGAAUAAUGUUCACUAUUUAAAUGAUGGUGAUGAUAUAAUUUAUCACACUGCGUCUGUUGGAAUUCUGCACAAUGUUGCUACAGGGACUCAGAGUUUUUAUCAGGAGCAUAAUGAUGAUAUACUGUGCCUCACUGUAAAUCAGCAUCCCAAAUUUAUCAACAUAGUGGCAACUGGCCAAGUAGGUGAUGUAGCAGACAUGUCAGCUACAACUCCUUCUAUCCACAUCUGGGAUGCAGUGAACAAGCAGACUUUAUCCAUACUGCGAUGCUACCAUUCAAAGGGAGUGUGUUCGGUCAGCUUCAGUGCUACUGGAAAACUCUUGCUGUCUGUGGGUCUGGACCCAGAACAUACUAUUACCAUUUGGAGAUGGCAGGAAGGUACCAAAAUCGCCAGCAGAGCUGGUCACAACCAACGUAUUUUUGUGGCCGAAUUCCGACCAGAUUCAGAUUCCCAGUUUGUGUCUGUGGGAGUCAAACACGUGAAGUUCUGGACGCUGGCAGGAAGGGCUCUUCUUAGCAAGAAAGGGCUCCUGAGCACUGUGGAAGAUGCCCGGAUGCAGACCAUGCUCGCUGUCGCCUUUGGUGCGAAUAACUUGACGUUUACAGGUACCAUCAGUGGAGAUGUCUGUGUGUGGAAAGAGCACGUGCUGUGCAGAGUCGUGGCCAGAGCUCACAGCGGGCCCGUGUUUGCCAUGUACACCACGCUGCGGGACGGCCUCAUCGUCACCGGUGGCAAGGAAAGGCCGUCCAAAGAAGGAGGAGCAGUGAAACUGUGGGACCAGGAGCUGAGGCGAUGCCGCGCCUUCAGACUCGAGACGGGACAGGUCACCGACUGCGUCCGCUCUGUGUGCAGAGGCAAAGGCAAGAUCCUAGUUGGGACGAGGAACGCGGAGAUCAUUGAAGUUGGAGAGAAAAAUGCGGCAUGUAAUAUUUUAGUUAAUGGCCAUGUGGACGGACCCAUAUGGGGACUGGUGACACAUCCUUCCCGGGACUUCUUCCUUUCUGCUGCAGAAGAUGGGACAGUGAGACUCUGGGAUAUUGCUGAUAAAAAGAUGUUAAACAAAGUGAAUUUGGGACAUGCUGCUCGUACCGUGUGUUAUAGCCCUGAAGGGGAUAUGGUGGCUAUUGGAAUGAAAAAUGGAGAAUUUAUUAUUUUACUGGUGAGCUCUCUAAAAAUAUGGGGAAAGAAGAGAGAUAGACGAUGUUCAAUCCAUGAUAUCAGAUUUAGUCCAGAUUCCCGGUUUCUGGCAGUGGGUUCCAGUGAGAACUCAGUGGAUUUUUACGACCUAACACUGGGCCCCACCCUUAACAGAAUCAGCUACUGCAGGGACAUUCCCAGCUUUGUCAUUCAAAUGGACUUCUCUGCAGACAGCAGGUAUCUCCAGGUCUCCACCGGUUGCUAUAAACGACAGGUCUAUGAAGUGCCUUCAGGAAAACCUGUUACAGAUCAGGCCGCCAUGGACAGGAUCACUUGGGCUACAUGGACUAGUAUUCUGGGGGAUGAAGUUAUGGGAAUCUGGUCCAGACACACUGAGAAAGCCAAUGUCAACUGUGCCUGCGUAUCUCAUUCAGGAAUCAGCCUUGUAACAGGAGAUGACUUCGGCAUGGUUAAGUUAUUUGACUUCCCGUGUCCUGAAAAAUUUGCAAAGCACAAAAGGUUCUUGGGUCAUUCACCUCAUGUGACAAAUAUUCGAUUUACCAGCGGUGAUCGACAUGUAGUUAGUGCUGGAGGGGAUGACUGCAGUUUAUUUGUCUGGAAAUGUGUACAUAUGCCUCACUGAAAGAUAUGGAUGCUGAGAAGACUCUAUAUAAAUUAACAGCCUUGAGAGACCGGAAUUACAGAAGAGGAAAAACAAACAAACAAAAACA
This is a messenger RNA of Ailuropoda melanoleuca (giant panda), 5914 nucleotides long. It is a transcript of the gene EML5, whose product is annotated as EMAP like 5. The record is from RefSeq and is a predicted model, not a curated record. Gene Ontology annotation, molecular function: microtubule binding. The transcript has 43 exons. The annotation marks the transcript as partial. Lineage: Eukaryota; Metazoa; Chordata; Mammalia; Carnivora; Ursidae.